AUGCGGAAGCUGGUCUCGCGCUUACGGCGAUAUUCCCUUUUACCGAAAAGGCGCAGCAGAGCUCGUUCUUCCGAAAAUUCCAUCUCCCGAUUCGACGAGUACCGAUUGGUGUGUUCAGAUGUCAAACGUCGAAAACGCACCGAGUUGGUUGCUCAGUCUCGAACAGGAUCUUCCAAACGCAAGUGUCGGCCAGUCCAUCAACUACUUGACGGUAUUUCCGACGCGCUCGACCCUUUCCACUCGACCUCGCUUGCUCACAGUGUGCUGCGCUGUCAGCAAGAGCCUCGUCAAGGAGUGGUCAAGCGCUGCUGCCCAAGGUCCGUCUAUGCACUGCUGCCAUUGACAGGCUUCUCUCCGUCCACCAUCCGACAGCUUCAAAGGCGAGGCCGCAGCCGUUGA
This is a messenger RNA of Pseudozyma hubeiensis SY62, 399 nucleotides long. Its product is annotated as cysteine-tRNA ligase. NCBI's taxonomy places the organism in Eukaryota, Fungi, Basidiomycota, Ustilaginomycetes, Ustilaginales, Ustilaginaceae. The coding region runs from base 1 to 399 and encodes 132 amino acids. The transcript has a single exon. The record is from RefSeq and is a predicted model, not a curated record.